Messenger RNA from Cebus imitator (Panamanian white-faced capuchin), 1581 nucleotides. It is a transcript of the gene CPA4, whose product is annotated as carboxypeptidase A4. NCBI's taxonomy places the organism in Eukaryota, Metazoa, Chordata, Mammalia, Primates, Cebidae. The record is from RefSeq and is a predicted model, not a curated record. The transcript has 11 exons. Gene Ontology annotation, molecular function: metallocarboxypeptidase activity; zinc ion binding. Gene Ontology annotation, biological process: proteolysis. Bases 48 to 1313 code for a protein of 421 amino acids.
AUAAAUACAGCUUGACUUGGCCCCUGUAGGACUGACUCCCCUGGGAUAUGAGGUGGAUACUGUUCAUUGGGGCCCUUAUUGGGUCCAGCAUCUGUAGCCGAGAAAAGUUUUUUGGGGACCAAGUUUUCAGGAUUAAUGUCAGGAAUGGAGACGAGAUCAGCAAAUUGAGUCAGCUAGUGAAUUCCAACAACUUGAAGCUCAAUGUCUGGAAAUCUCCCUCCACCUUCAAUCGGCCCGUGGAUGUCCUGGUCCCAUCUGUCAGUCUGCAGCCAGUUAAAUCCUUCCUGACUUCCCAGGGCUUGGAGUACGAAGUGACAAUUGAGGAUCUGCAGACCCUUUUAGACAAUGAAGAUGAAGAAAUGCGACAGAAUGAAGGGCAAGAACGGAGCAGUAAUAACUUCAACUAUGGGGCUUACCAUUCUCUGGAAGCUAUUUACCACGAGAUGGACAACAUUGCCUCAGACUUUCCUGACCUGGCGAGCAGGGUGAAGAUUGGACAUUCGUUUGAAAACCGGCCUAUGUAUGUACUGAAGUUCAGCACGGAGGAAGGCGUGCCGCGGCCGGCCAUUUGGCUGAAUGCAGGCAUCCAUUCCCGAGAGUGGAUCUCCCAGGCCACUGCAAUCUGGACGGCAAGGAAGAUUGCAUCUGAUUACCAGAGGGAUCCAGCUAUCACCUCCAUCUUGGAGAAAAUGGAUAUUUUCUUGUUGCCCGUGGCCAAUCCUGAUGGAUAUGUGUAUACUCAGACUCAAAAUCGAUUAUGGAGGAAGACACGGUCCCUAAAUCCUGGAAGCCCCUGCUUUGGUGCUGACCCAAAUAGAAACUGGAACGCUAGUUUUGCAGGAAAGGGAGCCAGCGACGACCCUUGCUCUGAAGUGUACCAUGGACCCCAUGCCAAUUCGGAAGUGGAGGUGAAAUCGGUGGUAGAUUUCAUCCAAAAACAUGGGAAUUUCAAGUGUUUCAUCGACCUGCACAGCUACUCGCAGCUGAUGAUGUAUCCUUAUGGGUACACAGCCAAAAAGGCCCCUGAUGCUGAGGAACUGGACAAGCUGGCGAGGCGUGCGGCCAAAGCUCUGGCUUCCGUGUCGGGCACUGAGUACCAAGUGGGUCCCACCUGCACUACUGUCUAUCCAGCUAGUGGGAGCAGCAUCGACUGGGCUUAUGAUAACGGCAUCAAAUUUGCAUUCACAUUGGAGUUGCGAGAUACCGGGACCUAUGGCUUCCUCCUGCCAGCAAACCAGAUCAUCCCCACAGCAGAGGAGACCUGGCUGGGUCUGAAGACCAUCAUGGAGCAUGUGCGGGACAACCUCUACUAGGCGACGCCCCGCUCUAUUUACAUUUAUUUGUACCCACAUGUGCCCACACUGAGGCCAUUCAUUUAAAGGAGCUCGUUCCUUCCCGUGUGAAUCAGAGCCCUCUGGGUCUGUAGAGCACACAGGCCUGCCCCUCUCCAGCCAGCUCCCUGGAGUCGCGUGUCCUGGUGGUGUCCCUGCCCGGAGCGGUUCUGCCAGCCCGCUCAAUUUUGGUCCCGCUGUCUUUGAUGAGCCUUUUGUCUGUCUCUCCUUCCGCACUGCUGGCUGGGCA